Molecule: messenger RNA, 966 nt
Organism: Anastrepha ludens (Mexican fruit fly)
Lineage: Eukaryota; Metazoa; Arthropoda; Insecta; Diptera; Tephritidae
Gene: Prpk
Product: EKC/KEOPS complex subunit TP53RK
Exons: 1
Coding region: 54-743 (229 amino acids)
Biological process (GO): protein phosphorylation
Cellular component (GO): cytosol; nucleus; EKC/KEOPS complex
Molecular function (GO): protein serine/threonine kinase activity; ATP binding
Source: RefSeq, a predicted model, not a curated record
GAACAGCUGACUCCGAAUGUUUAAAUUUAUAUGCAUUUAUAUUUUUUCUUAAAAUGUCUUUAGAAGUUUUGAAACAAGGUGCGGAAGGACGCCUUUACAUUGAUGAAUUUAAAGGGGAAAAAUGUUUAGUAAAAGAACGUUUCGUUAAACGCUACCGACAUGUAGCCUUGGAUUCUCAAAUUACACGUCAACGGAUUAAAGCGGAAACCAAAGCUGUAACUCGAUGCAGAAACGCAGGAAUAUUGGCCCCAAGAAUUCUGCACACAGAUUUAAAUGAACGUAAAAUUUAUAUGGAAUAUUUUAAACACGCUAUUACCGCUAAAGAAUAUAUUCAACGCGUUGUCGUUGAACAAUUGCCAGAAACCACUGAACAACUUCUAAAAAAGCUUUGUGCAGAAAUAGGGGCCAUUAUUGGGCAGCUACACGCAAACAACAUAAUUCAUGGAGAUCUUACAACUUCCAAUAUCCUUAUUAAUCCCAAGGAGGAACAGCAUGAUUUUAAUAAGCAUGAAGUUGUAUUUAUUGAUUUUGGACUAAGCCAUUACAAUCAAGGUGCUGAAGAUAAAGGUGUUGAUUUGUAUGUUCUUGAAAGAGCACUUCUCAGUACUCAUAGUGAGCAGCCGUACUUAUUUGAACAUAUUCUGGAAGCAUACCGUAAAAAAUGUGGGGAAGAUGAGAAUGUCGUGGUGGCAAAAUUUGAAGAGGUACGAGCUCGUGGACGAAAACGUACCAUGGUUGGGUAACUCGCUUAAUAUAAAUAAUAUUAGACCUGCCCAGCGUGUGUUACUACAGUUGAAAUUAUUGGUUGUGUAAUGGCUCGGGUUUGAUUUUUGUAAUUAAAGUCAUUUCUAGAUCAUAUAAAAACGAAUCUGGCAAGAAAGAUUGUGGUUUCAAAGAUUUUGUCAAAGAUUGUCUCAUUUUGUAAGCAUAUGUAAUAAAUCUGAAUUGAAAUGAUAGAGAAAUUAA